Messenger RNA from Ruditapes philippinarum (Manila clam), 1330 nucleotides. Its product is annotated as complement C1q tumor necrosis factor-related protein 2-like. Lineage: Eukaryota; Metazoa; Mollusca; Bivalvia; Venerida; Veneridae. The transcript has 6 exons. The record is from RefSeq and is a predicted model, not a curated record. Gene Ontology annotation, molecular function: protein binding. Bases 161 to 1330 code for a protein of 389 amino acids.
UCCUGGAAAGUGGGAUGUUUGAAACACAAAACAGAACUUGGUCUUUUCUUGUAAUUGUUUUUAAAUAUUAAGUAUCAUUCAAACGUCUAACAACUCAAUGCUUUGAAAUUAUGCAAGGAUUUAUUUUUGUGAAAAGUCAUAAUUUUCAACAGGCAUUAUAAUGGCAUCGCUGACAACUUUGAGUAUUGCAGUUUUAUUAGCUCUUUGUUCAGCCGAACUCACGACAGACCAGUUGUAUGAUACAAUUGCCGCCAAAUUUGAUAAUGUUUACUUCGAUAUAAGGAAAAUAAGAAGUGACGUGAAGGAAAUAUCCGAAAAGAUCGAAAUGAAUGGCCAAAUUGGACAAACGGACACGUGUGAAGUCCUGAAAGAUAGAUUAGAGAGCGUUAAAAAAGAAACAGACGCGAAAUUCAUAAAGUUUGAGGAAGAGAUGAAUGAAUUGAUUGACAAAAUUACAAAUGAAUUAACUGAAAAAGGUUAUAGCAGAGGCGGAAUAAUCUCUAAUGUGGAAAGGAAUUUGCAAAUACUACAAUCAGCUGUGAAGAAUGGAAAAAAAUAUUCCCACGAUUUGAUGAGCUCAUUUGAGGGCAGAAUGGAAAAUGUUGAACGAAAGAUAUUUGCAUUUGAAAAUGCUCCUUUGAAAGGUGAUAAAGGUGAAGUUGGUAUGCCAGGGCCACGUGGUCGAGUAGGAAUGAUGGGCAUUAAAGGGGAAAAGGGACAAACUGGCUAUAAUGGCAUAAAUGGACAGAAGGGAAAUAAGGGCACACCAUCGAGUAAAGGUGAAAAGGGCGAAAUUGGAAUAAUUGGACCGAGGGGAUUUGAUGGACAUAAAGGGCAAAAGGGUGAAAAGGGAGAAAAGGGUCCAUUGGAUUUUAAAGCUAUCCAGGAAAUGAAAGGACAGGAAGGAUCUACGGAAUCACGUUACGCUGUUUAUUUCGCAGUGACCUUCAAGCCUCACAAACAGACACGUUUACAGUUGUCGUCAAAUAAAAUCUUACAUUUUGACAAUAUAUUGCAAAACACAGGAAGCGGUUACAGCACAGCAAAUGGAAAAUUUACAGCACCAUACAGUGGCGUGUACCUAUUCAUAUUUUUUGUUGAAACAAAUGGCAAUAAAUACAAUCAUGCAUGUGUAAAACUUUACGUUAAUGGACAUUAUUAUGUUUAUGCAAUAGCAGAAGCAAGUUAUGAUUACAACGAUGUAAGUGGUGGAAAUGCUUUCGUCAGUUAUAUGGUAGCAGGCGCCGAGGCCUGGCUGCAGACAUGUUCGUCAGCCACGCAUUAUAUUUGCAGAUACGGUAGCACAUUUACAGGCAUUUUGCUUUAUUAG